CUGAGAGAAAAUUCUUAAUUUCUUUUCAUUUCUCGAGAAAGCGAGAGAAAGUGAGAGAACAAUUCAAUCACUUUCUCUGCUUUUCUCGUUAAUCUUAACAGGGAUUUCCUGGUCGUUUCUUCACUUCCUCAAAAAAUGCCGCCACUGCAUAUGGUGGAGGAGGAAACGGCUGGCGUCGACGACGACAUCCACGAUCUCAAGUUCUCGAAUGGAGGCUGUUGUUUUUGGAUGCCUUGUGGUUCCGCCAUCAGAUCAAUCUGGUGGCAACGGAUAGCCACCGACGACACCAACUCCGUCGCCUCAGCGAAUGUGAGUCACAAAGAGCAGUGGUGGACUCGAGGGUGGAAGAAGGUUCGAGAAUGGUCGGAGUUGGUGGCUGGACCGAAAUGGAAGACGUUUAUAAGACGGUUCAACAAGAACAAAAACGGUAACGGAGGAGCGAAAUUCCAUUACGAUCCUUUGAGUUACUCCCUUAAUUUCGACGACGGACCGGGGCGAAACGGUUAUUUCGAUGAGGAUUUGUUCAAUAGAAACUUCUCUUCCAGGUACGCCUCUUUGCCUGUCUCCACCAAAUCCUCCAUGGAUUUCGGCAAAGACGGGCCCUGUUUCACCUGACCAUCACGUGAUUUACUUACGUCAUUGGCUUUUAAUUCACGUGACUUUCACGUGCACAGAAAAAGUGGUCGGCUCCCUCAGGGCCCAGGGGCGUACGUUAAGGUUAAAUUUUUUUAAUUAAUAUUUGUUUUUUUUUUUUGCCAAAAAGAAUAAUAUUUGUUAGAUGAUGAGAAAGAAAGAAGGGAAUUUGUAAAUGUAAAAAGGGGUUGUUUUUGUAUUUGGGAAAUAUAGAGAAUUAUAUAACAAUUAAAUUAUAUCUUUGAUGUACUGUCA
Durio zibethinus is the source of this 888-nucleotide messenger RNA. RefSeq lists its product as uncharacterized. The record is from RefSeq and is a predicted model, not a curated record. NCBI's taxonomy places the organism in Eukaryota, Viridiplantae, Streptophyta, Magnoliopsida, Malvales, Malvaceae.